This is a messenger RNA of Closterium sp. NIES-65, 753 nucleotides long. The record is from the annotation of a GenBank genome assembly. NCBI's taxonomy places the organism in Eukaryota, Viridiplantae, Streptophyta, Zygnematophyceae, Desmidiales, Closteriaceae.
AUGCGACCCGACCCGGCCUUACAACCGGCUGGUCGGGUCGGGUUGAGUUCACCUAACUAUCCCUCUAGUGCGGGAGACAUCGUGCCGUGGCGCCGGAACAGAGAAACCGUGCAACCAAGUGGGCCCGGAUCGACCAUGUCUCAGCGCAGAUCGGCCAUGUCUCAGCGCGGAUCGGCCAUGUCUCAGCGCGGAUCGGCCAUGUCUCAGCGCGGAUCGGCCAUGUCUCAGCGCGGAUUGGCCAUGUCUCAGCGCGGAUCGGCCAUGUCUCAGCGCGGAUUGGCCAUGUCUCAGCGCGGAUUGGCCAUGUCUCAGCGUGGAUCGGCCAUGUCUCAGCACGGAUCGGCCAUGUCUCAGCGCGGAUCAGCCAUGUCUCAGCGCGGAUCGGCCAUGUCUCAGCGCGGAUCGGCCAUGUCUCAGCGCGGAUUGGCCAUGUCUCAGCGCGGAUUGGCAAUGUCUCAGCGCGGAUCGGCCAUGUCUCAGCGUGGAUCGGCCAUGUCUCAGCGCGGAUCGGCCAUGUCUCAGCGCGGAUCGGCCAUGUCUCAGCGCGGGUCGGCCAUGUCUCAGCGCGGAUCGGCCAUGUCUCAGCGCGGAUUGGCCAUGUCUCAGCGCGGAUUGGCCAUGUCUCAGCGCAGAUUGGCCAUGUCUCAGCGCGGAUCGGCCAUAUCUCAGCGCGGAUCGGCCAUGUCUCAGCGCGGAUCAGCCAUGUCUCAGCGCGGAUUGGCCAUGUCUCAGCGCGGAUUGGCCAUGUCUUAG